Messenger RNA from Camelina sativa (false flax), 2091 nucleotides. The record is from RefSeq and is a predicted model, not a curated record. NCBI's taxonomy places the organism in Eukaryota, Viridiplantae, Streptophyta, Magnoliopsida, Brassicales, Brassicaceae.
CGAAGCGCCAUUGUAAAAGUGUAAAGUGGAGGUGAAUGUUGAAAUCAUCAUCGUCUCUCUUUGCGAACUCGAUUCUGCGUCACCGAUGCAAAUCAAUGUCGGAGCUGUACAAAACACACGCCCUCUUGAUCACACUCGGUCUCUCCGAGGAAGAGCCUUUUGUUUCUCAAACUCUGUCUUCUUCAGAGGACGUCAAUUACGCUUACAGAUUCUUGUCAAAUCUAUCUAAUCCUCCAAACUACGGCUGGAAUCUAGUAAUACGAGGCUUCUCCAACAGCAGAAGCCCCGAGAAAUCGAUCCGCGUCUAUGUCCAGAUGUUGAGGUCUGGGUACUCACCUGAUCAUAUGACUUAUCCGGUUCUCUUGAAGUCAAGUUCUCGUCUUUUCAACAGAAGACUCGGUGGGUCUUUGCAUUGCACCGUCGCUAAAACUGGGUUUCAGUGGGAUUUGUUUAUAUGUAAUACUCUUUUCCAUAUGUAUGGUUCGUUCCGAGACAGAGCUUCUGCGCGCAAGCUGUUCGAUGAAAUGCCUGUGAAAAACUUGGUCACUUGGAACGCUAUUUUAAAUGUGUAUGCCAAGUGUGGGGAUGUUGUUUCGGCAAGACAGGUGUUUGAUGAGAUGACUAAGAGAGAUGUUGUGUCUUGGAGUUCUAUGAUCGAUGGGUAUGUUAAAAGCGGUGAAUACAACGAAGCAUUGGAGAUUUUUGAUCAGUUGAUGAGAGUUGGUUCAUCAAAGGCUAAUGAAGUCACUAUGGUUAGUGUUUUGUGCGCUUGUGCUCACUUGGGUGCGUUAAAUCGAGGGAAGACUGUACAUCGGUAUAUACUCGACGAGCAUUUGCCCUUAACAGUUAUAUUGCAGACGUCUCUUAUUGAUAUGUAUGCUAAGUGCGGCUCUAUAGGAGAUGCUUGGGGAGUGUUUUGUAGAGCACUCGUUGAGGAAAGGGAUGCAUUGAUGUGGAACGCUAUGAUUGGAGGACUUGCCAGUCACGGGUUCAUUAGAGAGUCACUCCAACUGUUUCACAAAAUGCAAGUGUCUAAGAUUAACCCUGACGAGAUAACAUACUUGUGCUUGCUUGCUGCUUGUUCCCAUGGUGGUUUAGUGAAAGAAGCGUGGUACUUGUUCGCUAGUCUUAAGGAAAGCGGAGCUGAACCAAAGAGCGAGCAUUAUGCUUGUAUGGUUGACGUGCUUUCUAGAGCUGGUUUGGUUAAAGACGCACAUGGUUUUAUAUCUGAAAUGCCGGUGAAACCGACAGGUGCAAUGUUGGGUGCUUUGCUUAACGGGUGUAUAAACCAUGGAAACUUUGAGCUUGCGGAAACAGUUGGAAAGAAGCUUCUUGAGUUGCAACCGCAUAAUGAUGGGCGAUAUGUCGGGCUAGCAAACGUUUAUGCGAUCAACAAGCGGUUUGGUGCAGCUCGGUCUAUGAGAGAAGCAAUGGAGAAGAAAGGAGUGAAGAAAAUUGCAGGACACAGUAUAAUUGAAUUGAAUGAAACACCACAUAGAUUCGUAGCUCAUGACAAAACGAAUUUUCACUCCGAGAAGAUCUAUGGAAUGUUACAGCUAAUUGGAACUCGGAUGAGUCUCCUCGAUGUUGACUAUGAUUAUACUGAAGACUCUCAUUGUUUUUGUUUUUAAGAUUUUCAUAUUUAAUUUUUUUAGGUAAAGGUUAAACACUUCAACUAAAUUAGGCUAAGAAACAUGAAUGGUUUAAAGGUUCCGUCUAGAACAAUUUUGAUGGGUUUGUUGUGCAGAGUUAGCAGUAUAAGCUGACUGUAAAUCAUAAUUUUACUUCAGUUGAGUCCAAAAAUCUAUUUGUGAUUAUUUAGGUCAGUAAGAGAUGUAUAAAGACACAUUGCUUUACUUUUGUUUCUUGUAAUGGAUGAUAUCAUUAGACAGUGUAACGCAACCGAUUUAAGAUAUGAAUAUCUUCUCAUUAUCAAAUCUUUUGAUUAUCACUCUUCUUCAAUUGGAAAAAAAAUCAUAUCAAUUUAGCAAAACAAACCCCGAAAGAGUGUACAGCCAUCAAUGGCGUGGAAUUAGGGUUUUUUUCUUUUCUUUUUUCUGGUAGGUUUCAAAAUGGGAAAGAAAAAAAAAA